CCACCAACGACUUGGAAUGCAGCAAUAACCACUCCGGGACACGCAAGACGUUUUUCUUCUCUUAAAAUGACAGAGCCAAGAGGAGACGGCGUGGAUUCGACCAGAUACCAUGGCGACCAUCGUGAUGCUGCUGCUGCUCGUCCUGGGUGGGGCUGAUGGUUCGCACAUCGUUGGAGGCAGAGAUGCCGCCCCGCAGUCUCGCCCCUACAUGGCAUCCCUGCAAAUCCGAGGUCAGCACAACUGCGGGGGGGCCCUGGUGAGGGAGGACUUCGUGCCCACCGCAGCACACUGCCAGAUACGCGGGCAGUACACCGUCGUGCUCGGAGCCGAUUCCCUGACCGCCAACGAGGCCACGAAGCAGGAGUUCCGCGCGGUCAGAUCCAUUCCACAUCCCGACUACACCGCCAACGAGAACGACAUCAUGCUCCUAAAGUGCGAGGUAUACGUGUUUUACCGGCGCACACAGGAUGUAGGUCGGGGCGUCUCUCCGGGGUCGACUUUGGUAUAAAAGCGGCGACACCUCGGAGGCGCCGGGUCGAGCAUCGC
Messenger RNA from Gasterosteus aculeatus aculeatus (three-spined stickleback), 546 nucleotides. NCBI's taxonomy places the organism in Eukaryota, Metazoa, Chordata, Actinopteri, Perciformes, Gasterosteidae. The record is from RefSeq and is a predicted model, not a curated record.